AUGAUUUUCAUUUUGUUCAUCGCACUACUCUCAUUUACAGAUGCUGAUAAGCAAUGUCCACGAAACUCUAUGUACUUCGACUAUGAAACAUGCAAUCCUAAUCGCAGAUCUCAAUGUCCCUCUGGAUUUACUUGCAGAAAAAGUAGAGAUACUGAUAGACCAGAUCUAGAACUAUAUCUAUGCUGCGAAAGCGGUGACAUGACUGCCGGAGAAUGGUUCGCCGAAGCCUUGAUUGCUCCUCAAGUCUUUCCACAAGCUCCUGUGAGCAUAAUCAAAGAAAUGAAAUUGCAACCAUUGGAUGAGCGCACCGAAUUUCCCGAUGUACACAUUGGAGAUGAGAUUGUUGUCAUAUCUUUCCCCAGCUAUGCCACCGGAACUAUUAGAUCAGUUGAGUUGAGUCAGGCCUUUAUGUCAACUGGAUACUAUCAUGUGAUGACGAUUGUUGAUCCCGGAUAUCGGCCAUUUGCCUUGUUCUUCUCAUACAAUAUUCCUUGCUCUCCAUCGCCUGUCAUUCAGUUAUUCAAUAAUCCAGGACAGCCUACCAGUACUGCUCAAAGAUUUAUUACUUAUAUGGAAAACACGACAACUGUUCCAGUCUUGGAAUCUUAUCGCGCUUUAUAUGUUGUUUUGGUAUUCCGAACGAACAGUCCUCUAUUUGUGCAAUCGAUGGGAAACAACUAUAAUUCCUUCAUCACAGGAGAAACAUUGAUGGGACAUUGUAAAGAUGUGACAUGUUUGUUGACAAACUCGACAGUUGGGCGGGAAUUAGGACAACCAUUAGGAGGAAGUCUGUUCUAUCUGACAACUAAGAGAAGCAUGUUCCCUACGAGCGAGCAGCCAUUGCGCGAUGAGUCAUCGUCUAGAUACUUAAAUCUUUUUAUCCUUUCUCUUCUUGCUAUCCGCUUUCUCAUUUGA
Molecule: messenger RNA, 915 nt
Organism: Auanema sp. JU1783
Lineage: Eukaryota; Metazoa; Nematoda; Chromadorea; Rhabditida; Rhabditidae
Source: the annotation of a GenBank genome assembly